Messenger RNA from Scutellospora calospora, 705 nucleotides. NCBI's taxonomy places the organism in Eukaryota, Fungi, Glomeromycota, Glomeromycetes, Diversisporales, Gigasporaceae. The record is from the annotation of a GenBank genome assembly.
AUGAUUGAACAAUUGGGUAAUCAAAUGAUUGAGCUAUUGGAUUACGAUCUUAAUAAUGAACUAGAAGAAAAUAUAUUUGAGUUUGAUGAAGUAGUUAAUAAAAUUCUACCAAAUAAACUUAUAGAAAAUGAUAAAUACAUAUCUUAUAUUAUCAUAGAUAAUGAUAACGAUGAAAAUAAAAUAAAGCGAUACAACAGAAUUAAUGCUGGAGGUCUUAACUACCCUCUUGCUCAACUCAAAGAAUGUUUUGAAGCUAACAGUAGCUAUUUACAUCAAAGAUUAGAUAAAGGGUUUAAAGAGUUUAAUUGUGAUAAUAAACAUGAUGAUUUAACUGCAAUUUUAAAAAAAUAUAGAAAUUGGAUUCAAUCAGUAGCAAAGUUGAAUAAUAAAUUACAAAAACAGCAACUUAUCUGGUCAUUAUUGCUAGCAAUUGAGUUAAUAAAACUGUAUUUGCUAAAAGAUUUGAUUCAUAAUCAGAUAGAUUCAUUUAAUAAACCAGUUCUACCAACUUUCUUAAUAAUUCAAAUAGUAUUUAAAUUAGCAAAAAUAGAUUUGAGUAUUAAAGCAAAUGCAGCAAUUUUAAAAGAGAAAGAAUGUGUAUACUUUGGAAGUCUUCUUGGAGAAUCUUUAUGGCAAUCUCAUAUAUUGCUUAAAGACAAUUUACCAAUCUUAGAAAAUCUACAUUCACUUGAACAAUAUGCUUCA